GUUGAAUCGAAACGAACUGCGGGGAGAAUUUUUAUCACCGACCUUCGGGGAGACUCUGCUGGAAAAGCAAGAGCUUUCCAAAAAAUCCUUCCACGCGACCGCACCACCCAGCCAUUCCCUGGACGACAUACGGAGACUCUCGUCUGAGUCGCCGAUGGCGGCUUUGGAGCGGAAACGAACCGAGCCGGCCAUGCACACCGCGCUGGAGGAUUCCAUGCUUAGGGCGCAGGGUUUGUACGCGACUGCCUGGGCAUAUCAAGCGGAAAAAAAAACGAUUGGUGUCCCUGUCCAAUUUAUCAUGCAAAACAUUAAGUAGAGUCCGUUCUUGUCAUGCUAAAGAUGUACGGAGGUCAUGGAUUUUUUUUUCUUUGGAUCAAGCGCAGGCGGCGUUCACCCUGGAGCAGACCAGUUACGCGAUGAUCGAAAAGGGCCUAGCGCGGGACGG
This is a messenger RNA of Amoebophrya sp. A120, 445 nucleotides long. The record is from the annotation of a GenBank genome assembly. NCBI's taxonomy places the organism in Eukaryota, Dinophyceae, Syndiniales, Amoebophryaceae.